AUGAGCCACGGCUUUUUGACCGCCGCCGAGUAUGAGCUCCGGCUCGACCGCCUGCGUCAGCUCCUCUGCACCUCACUUCGGGAGUUCCGCUGUGUCAUAUGUCUGUCUACUCUGUCGGACGCGCACUAUGUCCCAUGCGGGCACUACUUCUGCAAGUCCCCCUGUCUGGAGCGGGCGGUCAUUGCCCGGAAGGAGUGCUCCAUCUGUCGGACGUCGGCUUCGGCCCGGGCGGCGCGGCCUGCCCCGACCGUGGUCGAUGUGGUGGCCUCCCUGGAGCGGAUGCAGGCCAUCUUCGAAGACAGCCGGUCCGAAUGCCUGUCGCAGACGGCCGAGGUGUAUCACCGAAUGAUGCGCCUGGAGCCGGAGAAUCCCCAGCUCCCCGCGGGGCCCGGCCGAGCUGCGCCGAUGGACCUCACGACGCUCUUCCGAUCUUGGGGGCCGGGCGUCCUGUGCCUGUCGCAGACGGCCGAGGUGUAUCACCGAAUGAUGCGCCUGGAGCCGGAGAAUCCCCAGCUCCCCGCGGGGCCCGGCCGAGCUGCGCCGAUGGACCUGCUGUCGCGCCUGCGCGAGGGCCUGCGCGAGAUGAAGGCCGCCAAGCGGCCGCCGUCCACCGACGAGCCGGAGGGGGCCACAUGCGCCGAGCCGCCAGCCAAGGUGCCGCGGCCCGAGCCGCUGCGGCCCCUUGCGCGUGAGACUGAUGACGAGCCCCCGGCCCGGGCCGGGCCCGAGGUGGAUCUCUCCUCGACGGUGAUCGUGGCCCCCGGCCGGCGGGCUGUGUCCCGGCAAACCGGCGACCCUGCUCGGGAGGCCGGGGACGAGUCGGCCACGCUGCCGACGGAGGAGGUCCCGGCGCCGGCACUGCUGUCUCCGGUGUCCACCGGCAGCACGGCCACGCUGGCUCUCGAGGAUGGGCUCCCCUCUGGCGACUCGGAGCCCCUCUUCCGGCUGGGUCCCCUGGUGGAGCCGCCCGCCGAGCAGGAGGCCCUGGCGCCCGCCGCCAUGGGCACCCUGCAUCCGGGCCUGAGUUUGGAAAGCGAGUCGGCCAUCUCCUCGGGCGGGGACCUGUUCGCGUCGCUGCUGGGCAAUCCCUUUGCCGGGGGGCCGGGCGUGAGUCCGGACAGUCGGCCGGGGAGCCUCUCCUCGGAUGCGCUGUUUGGGUGCUUGCCGUCGCGGGCCCCGGCCGCCCGGGGCUGGCACCCGGUGUCCAGCCAAGCGGACACCGUGGCCAUGGACAUGGAUCCCGGGGUGGGCGAGCUCCCGGCGGCCGGGUGCCCGCCUGGGGGAAGUACCACGGCGGCCGGCAGUCCGCGCAGUUCCUUCGAUGCCACACCGCGGGUGUACCACGACCACCAUGGCGCCGCCGAGGGGGCGGGCAUCUCGGCGACGGGGGGCCUGCUGCCGGAGCUGCUCCCCUCGCUGGCCCUGCUGCCGCAUGACAUUUCCCUUUCACACGGCAUCUCGGCGACGGGGGGCCUGCUGCCGGAGCUGCUCCCCUCGCUGGCCCUGCUGCCGCAUGACAUUUCCCUUUGUGACAUUGACCAGCUGCUGCGCGAUGCGGAGGAUCAGCUUGGCGGGCCUGGCCGGGCUGGCGUGUCUCUCGCGGGGGCGGACGCGCUGGCCGGGCUCCAGCGCGGAGGCACGCCCCCCCACAGUGGCCCCAUGUCGCUGACUCUCUGGGAGGAUGACGCCACCUCGGGGCCGGCCUCCGGCGCUGAGGACAAUGCCGGUGGUAGCCAUGAGGACAAUGAUGACAGCCUCCCGACCCUGCCGCUGUGUGAUGGAUUGGGGCUCGGCCCGACGCCGGUCGGGCGAUCACCGGGCACCGGGCGAGGAGGUCGCGUCGCGCCGGGGGCAUUUUCCCAGAACGACCCGGCGCUGGCGGCCCUGGGCCCGGCGCCCGGGGCGGGGGUCGUGGGGGUGGCCCCGUCCCCGCCGGGGCCCCCUCCGCCGGCGGUCCCCUUUGGCCACCCGGCUGGGCGUCUGACGCACUCGCUCUUUCAGGCCAUCACGGCCAUCGACCUGGAGCUGGGUCGCCUGCCGUCGGCGGACAUCGACCCGCCGCACGGCUGA
Messenger RNA from Fonticula alba, 2070 nucleotides. RefSeq lists its product as hypothetical. The coding region runs from base 1 to 2070 and encodes 689 amino acids. NCBI's taxonomy places the organism in Eukaryota, Rotosphaerida, Fonticulaceae. The record is from RefSeq and is a predicted model, not a curated record. The transcript is spliced from 5 exons.